Messenger RNA from Tachysurus fulvidraco (yellow catfish), 3134 nucleotides. Its product is annotated as polymeric immunoglobulin receptor-like. The coding region runs from base 223 to 1194 and encodes 323 amino acids. The record is from RefSeq and is a predicted model, not a curated record. NCBI's taxonomy places the organism in Eukaryota, Metazoa, Chordata, Actinopteri, Siluriformes, Bagridae. The transcript has 7 exons.
UCUGUAUCACUUUACUGUAAGACAAUUUUAAGUGUGAAUUCCUUGUUCUAAGAUCAGCAUUUUGUGAAAACAGGAAAUGACAGAUACUAAAGGCAGAAAGACAUCAAAGACAAAGUAGAAAGGGCAAAGUAGGCAUGAGAAUCAGUAGAACUUAACAUAGACAGAACAAAUUUCAAGAGAAGUAAAGAAGUAUAAGUGAAGUGAAGCUGAAUUCAUUCCAGGAUGAAGAUCCUCCUCAUCAUCAUCCUUUACCUGAUAUCAGGUCCAGUAGACUGCUCUGAUGUGAUUGGUUACUCAGGUGGAAGUGUCCUUGUGUUCUCUGAUAUAAACUGGUACAAACACAAUAGUAAAUAUAUCUGCAAAGUAAAUGAAAAAGACUGCACUGAUAUAAUACGUGUUGACACCAAACGCCACCAAGUUCAAGAAGGAAGAUUCAAGUUGUAUGCAAACACAAACAACUUCUUCUUAGUAUUGAUCAGAAAGCUGAAGCCACAAGAUGCUGGAAUGUAUAGAUUUGGACUGGGGGAUCAGAGCAACUUGACCAUGAACUUAAAAAUGUAUAAUAAUACAUCUUCUGGGUUGUCAAAAAUAAUGAACGCUUAUCUUGGGCAGAAUAUUACCAUCACCUGUAACUAUCCAGGGGAGUAUGAGAGAAACAACAAAUAUGUCAACACAGUGAAUGAUGACAUUAAAAUUAACAGAAUUCUUGAAACUAACACAAAAUUUCAGAACGGCAGAUUCUCCAUUUCUGAUGACAGAAGUGCUAAAGUUCUCAGUGUGAACAUCAGGGACGUGAGAGAAACUGAUGAAGUAUUUUAUUUAUUUGGUGUGCAUUAUGGAGACGGAUCAGUCACAUAUAACACCUACUUUACACAGGUGUGGCUACAUGUUACAGAACUGAGCAAAAAAACUCCCACAACAACAGACACCGACCUGACGAACUCAACAGCACUGAUAGAAACUCCAUCUGCAGUGUGUUUCACUUCCUCUGUUGUCAUCAUCAUCAUCAUCAGUGUGUGUGUCUUUGAGACUCUGCUGAUCGGAGGAUGUGGUCUAAUGAUCUACAAAGUGAGACAGAAGAGAACACAAGAUAAUACAACUUCAUUCAAGAGUACAAAGGAUAAACAACUUACUCCUGAUUAUAACACAGAUUCAGCUCCUGUGUAUGAAAACAUCAAAAUGAGUGCAAUUUAAAACUGCACCAGAGAAAGAAUCAGUCAGAACUUCCUGCUCGAGCUGCUGAACUCUGUUGUGCUUAAUGUUCUGAGCUGCAUCAUAGUGGCUCAAAUCUCAACUCUGUCUGUCUUCACUUCAUUACUGUACUGUACUGUACUGUGUGUGUGUGUGUGUGUGUGUGUGUGUGUGUGUGUGUGUGUGUGUGUGUGUGUGUGUGUGUGUGUGUGUGUGUGUGUGUGUCUGCUUUUGUUUUGUUAAAUAUAAAGUUAAUUGUGAGUACAGCGCUACUGAGCAAAAAUUUGCUGAAUAAGUGCUGCAGAAGAAUUCUUUCAAAAAUAUAUACUUUAAUUUGUUUCAUUUUACCAAUCUACAAGAUGCAAAGUGAGCAAAGAAAGAAAAAUCUAAAUCAAAUCAGUGUUUGGUGUGACUACUGUUGUAAGGCCCUGGCAGGUACAGGAUGGUGUUAGGAAGCUUCCUAGGCUCCAAUUCUGGUUCUCAGCCAACAAACCCAAAUGAAUACAAAGAUAUAUCUCAACCAAUUGUUAACUUAUCAGUCAGAAGACAGACAGAAAUAGAUAGUAAAAAGAGAAGGAAAAAUAGGUAAAGAAAGGAGAGAUGUAAGGCAAAUAGACAAAGGAAAAUCAAUGUAAAAAUACAAAAAUUUGAAGAGUUGGUUAAAGAGUUGAAAGACUUAAAUAUGAGCGACUAAAAGAAGAUAAUGAGAGAUCAGUACCAAGACAGCUGGAAGAAGAAUCCAAAAGAAAGGAAAACUAUAAUAUAGUGUAAAGUUUUAUUUUCAGAAGUUCAGGAGAACUCUGAAUUUCUUUCAUUUUUCUUAUGUUCAUGUAUUCUCCUAUAAUAGAAUUGAUAAGAUUAAUAUUGUUUAUUUUGACUGUAAACUUAGAUGAUUAUGUUUCUGGCAGUGAAAUCUUAAAAGCGCAGUGUGCAUUCAUGGGUGAAAUCUGCAAAUUAAGUGUUUCAACGCUCACUGUCGAAAAUUCAACAAGAAAGUUUCAGUCAUAUGUCACAGCUUUGCAGCUGCAGGAAGUUAACUGCAACCAUAUAAAGAAUUGUUUAAAGAUGAGAACAAACAUGAGUAGCACUCUGAGGGUCACAGACGAGAAAUGUUUGCAGGACGAAAUUUUAUGUUUGCUGUCGAAAAAGCCCAAGGGGUCCAGACUCGACUCGAGCGAAAUCCAACUUGCAAUGUUACAAAGUGUAUAUAAGGCCCAUGAAAUGUCAUCUUGGUGUGCAUUCUAGUGUAGGCAGCCUAAGUGCAUGUUAUACUCUAUAGGCUGUCGCACCUGACAUUCAGUUGAAAACCACGUUUAAUAGGUCGGUACCUAGACUGCCGUACUACACAAGCAUGUGCAAAUGAUCAUCAAUUUCAUAUGUAGGUUGAAACAUACAGCUGUGUAGGGGCUUCAAUCUGAGAAAGGAACAGACAAACUCUGCUAAUAAGGUGAAGUUGUGGAAGACAGUUUCAUGUCACAGGUCAUACACCAUGGCAAGACAAAGCAAACAGUUUGUUCUGAAAGAAACAGCAAGUUAAAAAUCAGGAACAACAAACAACAAGGGGGAGAAAAACAGAAAAAAAUUAAAAAGUUUUUUCUAGGAAAGUGAUGAAGCAGGAAACAAAACAUCAAACUCUGAGCAAAGAAACAGGUUAAAAAGAGCUACUUAAAUAACACGAAUAAAAAAAACAAAAACAAGAAAAAACGUUUAGUAGUUGGCCUGCUGGUUUUCUGAGUUCAAAUCCCAGGUCCACUAAGCUGCCAAUGCUGGCCCCUGAGCAAGGCCCUCAAGCUUCAAUUGCUCAGUUGUAUAAAAUGUAUUUGUAUAAAAUGUAGUUGUAUUAAAAGUCUCUCUGGAUAAGGGUAAGUCUAUCUGUCAAAAUGUCAUGAAUGUAAAUGUACUGCUAAAACAUUGAUCAUUCAAUGAUGGAAACUUUAUUAAAA